UAAAGCAACAGGACACAUAGAGCAGCAGUCGCGUGGAGUCCACAUAGCUCAUACGAAGCAGCUUCUGAUUCUAACUGUAGCACAAUCCUAAAAUUAGACUAAGGCACACGAAUAUAGAUGUUAGAGACUGCUCCUCAUCCUAGAGACAAGAGGAGACGAAAGAGCUUCAAGGAGAAGGUUGUCAACAGUACCAAGCACUCCAAAACAAAAGUUCAAGCAGCGUGAGGAUGAGGUUGGGCCGUUGGGUAUGGGGAUGGGGAAAAUGUUGCGAAGCUUCAGGAGAGCAGGGUCAGGAGGGCAGAGGGGUUGGAAGCCAAUGGCUGGGCGUGUUGGAAGAAAGCUGAUGUGGAGGGAGAGCGACGUCACAGUCUACUGCUUCCUGGAGUAUGACCGCCUGGAUGUCCUUGGUCAACAGAGGCAGAAGUGGCGGUGAAGAAAUGGGGUCAGCGGGGUGUGGGUUACCUGUUAAAAGCAUUAAAUAGUAAAAGAAAAGAGAAAUAAGGUCAAGAGAAGAUUUUGCGUAUCUAUGUGUUUUGUGGUCAGGGAGAUGGGGAAUAUCUGUUUGUCUCCGCUGUGGUAGCUAUGGUAUUAUGUAGAGGUGGUUGGAGAGCGGGUGAGGAUCUCUUCUCUGUAAUGCACGUGAGUGGCCACCAGAUGGUGUCCCAAGUCCUGAUGUAAUAGCCACUGUGUCAAGGACUUAUCUGGCAAAAUGGACCAAACGUUAACUUCUAAAUAUGCGAUGAUUACAUAAAGUAAACAUCACGCAAAAGGCCAAAAAUCAAAGCAAUUAGGUCCCAAGUUAGAAGAGCAUUAUGUGGUAAUUUUCUGCCUUUUACUAAAGGAACCUCACACAGCCUUUCUAUUUAUAGCUGUCUUUAAACCCCAACCCCCGCCCUGCCCCGCCCCCCAGAUUUGCACUUCUGAGGGGACGUCCUGCAGGUUCCCAGCUCAGUCCCAGUUCAGAGUGGCCCUGCUCUCGAUGGGGACUGCCCCGGGCCUAUUUCCAAGCUAUGACAAGAAGGCGACCCACCCCGCUGGGUCCCCAGCCCCUGCUCUGUGAGGGAGUGAACUCCCGCUUUCUGUUUCAUCUCCUUGUCGUGGUGGAAACAGAACUGAAUGCACACUGUAAAGCGACUACUGUGCAGAACAGAGUCAAGUUGCAGAAACAAAAGGAAAACCUUUGGGAUCUCCUACCAGAGACUGGUGAGGGCUGAGCAGGGCCUGCCCAUCAGGAGUCACCGCAGCUCCACCGUCACCGUGCUGCUGCUGAACCCAGUGGAAGUGCAGGCCGAGUUCCUUGCUGUAGCCAAUAAGCUGAGUACGCCCGGACACUCGCCUCACAGUGCCUACACCACCCUGCUCCUGCACGCCUUCCAGGCCACCUUUGGGGCCCACUGUGACGUCCCGGGCCUGCACUGCAGGCUACAGGCCAAGACCCUGGCAGAGCUUGAGGACAUCUUCACGGAGACCGCAGAGGCACAGGAGCUGGCAUCUGGCAUCGGGGAUGCUGCAGAGGCCCGGCGGUGGCUCAGGACCAAGCUGCAGGCGGUGGGAGAAAAAGCUGGCUUCCCUGGGGUGUUAGACACUGCAAAACCAGGGAAGCUCCAUACCAUCCCCAUCCCUGUCGCCCGGUGCUACACCUACAGCUGGAGCCAGGACAGCUUUGACAUCCUGCAGGAAAUCCUGCUCAAGGAACAGGAGCUGCUCCAGCCAGGGAUCCUGGGAGAUGAUGAAGAGGAGGAAGAGGAGGAGGAGGAGGAGGAGGUGGAGGAGGACUUGGAAACUGACGGGCACUGUGCCGAGAGAGAUUCCCUGCUCUCCACCAGCUCUUUGGCGUCCCACGACUCCACCCUGUCCCUUGCAUCCUCCCAGGCCUCGGGGCCGGCCCUCUCGCGCCACCUGCUGACUUCCUUUGUCUCAGGCCUCUCUGAUGGCAUGGACAGCGGCUACGUGGAGGACAGCGAGGAGAGCUCCUCCGAGUGGCCUUGGAGGCGUGGCAGCCAGGAACGCCGAGGCCACCGCAGGCCUGGGCAGAAGUUCAUCAGGAUCUAUAAACUCUUCAAGAGCACCAGCCAGCUGGUACUGCGGAGGGACUCUCGGAGCCUGGAGGGCAGCUCGGACACGGCCCUGCCCCUGAGGCGGGCAGGGAGCCUCUGCAGCCCCCUGGACGAACCAGUAUCACCCCCUUCCCGGGCCCAGCGCUCCCGCUCCCUGCCCCAGCCCAAACUCGGUACCCAGCUGCCCAGCUGGCUUCUGGCCCCUGCUUCACGCCCCCAGCGCCGCCGCCCCUUCCUGAGUGGAGAUGAGGAUCCCAAGGCUUCCACGCUACGUGUUGUGGUCUUUGGCUCCGAUCGGAUUUCAGGGAAGGUGGCUCGGGCGUACAGCAACCUUCGGCGGCUGGAGAAUAAUCGCCCACUCCUCACACGGUUCUUCAAACUUCAGUUCUUCUACGUGCCUGUGAAGCGAAGUCAUGGGACCAGCCCUGGUGCCUGUCCACCCCCUCGGAGCCAGACGCCCUCACCCCCGACAGACUCCCCUAGGCACACCAGCCCUGGAGAGCUGGGCACCGCCCCAUGGGAGGAGAGCACCAAUGACAUCUCCCACUACCUCGGCAUGCUGGACCCCUGGUAUGAGCGCAAUGUACUGGGCCUCAUGCACCUGCCCCCUGAAGUCCUGUGCCAGCAGUCCCUGAAGGCUGAAGCCCAGGCCCUGGAGGGCUCCCCGACCCAGCUGCCCAUCCUGGCUGACAUGCUACUCUACUACUGCCGCUUUGCCGCCAGACCGGUGCUGCUGCAAGUCUAUCAGACCGAGCUGACCUUCAUCACUGGGGAGAAGACGACAGAGAUCUUCAUCCACUCCUUGGAGCUGGGUCACUCCGCUGCCACACGUGCCAUCAAGGCGUCAGGUCCUGGCAGCAAGCGGCUGGGCAUCGAUGGCGACCGGGAGGCUGUUCCUCUAACACUACAGAUUAUUUACAGCAAGGGGGCCAUCAGUGGACGAAGUCGCUGGAGCAACCUGGAGAAGGUCUGUACCUCCGUGAACCUCAACAAGGCCUGCCGGAAGCAGGAGGAGCUGGAUUCCAGCAUGGAGGCCCUGACGCUAAACCUGACAGAAGUGGUGAAAAGGCAGAACUCCAAAUCCAAGAAGGGCUUUAACCAGAUUAGCACAUCGCAGAUCAAAGUGGACAAGGUGCAGAUCAUCGGCUCCAACAGCUGCCCCUUUGCUGUGUGCCUGGACCAGGAUGAGAGAAAGAUCCUGCAGAGUGUAGUCAGAUGUGAGGUCUCACCGUGCUACAAGCCGGAGAAGAGCGACCUCUCCUCGCCACCCCAGACGCCUCCUGACCUGCCGGCCCAGGCCGCACCUGAUCUCUGCUCCCUUCUCUGCCUGCCCAUCAUGACUUUCAGUGGAGCUCUGCCCUAGUGUGGGCCCAGCGCCAGACUGGACAGAAGCCCUGGGGCAACCUCCUCGGCGACCCCUCCAGGACAGUCCCUCUCUGUGGAGAAUUGAAUGGCCCUGUGCAGAGCCAGAGUCCCACUGUGGGUCCUGCAAUGAGCAGGGGCUGGGAGUAGAGGGUUUCUGGGGCCUCAGGGUUCUGGGAAAGCAACAGCUAUCAGAGAGAGAAGGGCCAGACCCCAUAGCCUCUUAGAUUCCUCACAGUAGAAGGAGAAGGAUGGGUAAAUUGACCUCUGAAGUCCCUGACCAUUAGCAUGGUCUAGGAUCCUUUCUAGAAGGAAGAUCUGAGGCUCUGGUGCUCAGGGGGAUGGCUUGGGCCUUUUCUCUCAACCUUGGCUGAGCCUACCCCUUACUUUGCCAAAGACUUGAGGACCCCGUAUGUCUGGAGUUCAGUCCCCUCCUCUGUGGGGCUCAGGUGAUUGAAAUGUGGAUGAAACAUUUCUCUACUUCAAGACCACCUCUCCCUGCAAACACCACACACACAUGCAUGCAUGUACGCACAUGCGCACACACACACGCACACACCUCAAUAAUUUCUCUCAAGUUUCCUGAGUCUCCAGAAAAACAGCACUAACGCUGGACCUGUCUACUCUCAGAACCCGGCACAGAUUCUCUCUUGAUCUCCUUUUGGAAUCUGAGAUUCUUAGAAGACAGGAUAGGCUUAAAUUUCGUAGCAGCUCAGUUCUAGCUAAAUCACUAGAGGAAGUUAAUUAACUUUAAGCCUUCAUUUCCCCAGCACUAAAAUGGAGUGGAGAGUUGGGGUGGAAAUAAGACAUCCUUAAAAGGUUAAAUUGUCUGCAAAGCACCUAGCCCAGUGCCGAGCUCCCAGUAGGUGUUCAGUAAAGCUUAGUGCCUGACUUUCUGAACACCGAUUCCUCCUGUUUGGAGUCACUGGGAUACUCUCAUUGCCGUUGGGAUGUUCCUCACUCCUUCCCAGUUCGUGGCUGAGGCAGAACCCAGACUGAAGAGGGAAGAGACAUUCCAGAGGAGGAUUGCCUUCGUCAGGGUAAGGGGUGGGCUGCUCAGAGGCCCUACCCUUCACCCCCUUCUGUAUCAGAUUGGCCCUCCCACUCCCAUCUCACUCUGUGUGUACAAUCUUCCAUAUCCGCAAGUUCACUGGCACUCUUCUGGCACCUGGGCAAGAUCCCAGAACAAAGGAUGGAGUGACUGGCCUCACAGAGCUUAGUGCCCGACUCAGGGGAAAUGGGACUGGUGCAUGGGAAAUGGUCAGCCUAGGAUAGGACACGAGAGUCUGAAAUUCAAAGCAACCAGCUUGAAGUGGUUUGAGAAGCUGGAAGCAAACAUGGACUAGAGAGAUAGGGCAGAAGUCAAGACGAGGAUCUGGACUGAUAGAUGUGGAGAAAGUAGCCACGGAAGCAUGAACCGUAUCCUGCACAAAGUCCCUCUUCCCCGCCUCCUAAUUCAUUAUGCCCAAAAGGCCUUACGUGAAAUUCCAGCCCAGAGUACUCAUGACUUGAGAGACGUGGACAGAGCCAGCUUCUACCUUGCCUGGCCGUCUCUCCCCUGUCUUAAUGUCUGCUCUUGCUCUAAGCUCCAGAAGAGUGGCGGGCCAUGUAUCUUCAAUACUUUUUUGCUGUAUGGGCAGGUUGUCUUAUUACAUGAUCAACAGAUGUCCAGGAACUAAUGAGUGGAAUUUAAUAUUAUUGUCAAAUAAAACUUGAUUUGUCCUAUA
Pan troglodytes (chimpanzee) is the source of this 5146-nucleotide messenger RNA. RefSeq names its product phosphoinositide-3-kinase regulatory subunit 5 (gene PIK3R5). The transcript has 15 exons. Gene Ontology annotation, cellular component: phosphatidylinositol 3-kinase complex, class IB. The record is from RefSeq and is a predicted model, not a curated record. The coding region runs from base 1117 to 3420 and encodes 767 amino acids. NCBI's taxonomy places the organism in Eukaryota, Metazoa, Chordata, Mammalia, Primates, Hominidae. Gene Ontology annotation, molecular function: 1-phosphatidylinositol-3-kinase regulator activity. Gene Ontology annotation, biological process: positive regulation of MAP kinase activity; G protein-coupled receptor signaling pathway.